CAGUUAGAUAAAAAGUUUGGUGUCGAAGCUGUUUAUGUCAUUGGUAACUGGUCUGCUCCUUAUACAAGAUUUUAUGAGCCCAUUGGGGGACUUAAAUUCCGUCGGAUGCUUCAAAAUGUUGGUAAAAGGGUGUACUUGAUCGAUGAAUAUAGAACAAGUCAGUGCUGCCCAGCCUGUGAACGUAGAAGUCUUAAAACAUUUCGGAUGGUCAAUAACCCC
Molecule: messenger RNA, 219 nt
Organism: Mucor mucedo
Lineage: Eukaryota; Fungi; Mucoromycota; Mucoromycetes; Mucorales; Mucoraceae
Exons: 1
Source: RefSeq, a predicted model, not a curated record